UUGCGGCGAGGUUAUAUAAGUGAACGCAGGCGCCGAGCAAUCAGUCUGUGGCAGUCUGUGGGUAACAGUCGUCGGGGAAAGUUCGUCCAUUUUUAUAUUUACCAUAUUUGUAACGCAUUCGAGGAGUUUCCAAUAAUAGUUAUGGUAACGAUAACUACCUGUUAAAAGAACAAUUGCCCCACGUUCACGGAUAACGAAAGGUGAUUCACCGUCGUGAGGCGUGUAUGAUUGAUAUUCGUCAGGCAGAAAACUGCUGACUCGCCGGAAAGUGGAGGUUAAGUCAGCAUUUGAAACAAGAUUUUUGUUGUGCUGUGGAAAAACAAAAUAGAAACAUGAAGUGUGGCGACACUAUUAUCAUCGUCUUCUUCGCUGGAAUCUUUGGCUGUAUCUUGGCUCAAGACAAUCUACCAAGCAAAGAUGAAGUGCUUAAAAAAAUACCAGACCUUGCAAACGUCCCUGGUAUAAAUAACGUUAAUACCUCGACAGUCGAGGACUUUAAGAGCGUUUUUAAACAAAAAUGCGAAAAAAAUGGUGGUCCAACGGCGUAUCAAAAUGCAGAACAGAAACAGAAGGAAGCAACAGAAUGUUUGCAAUCUCUAGUUAAUAUGACGGAACUUCAGAUAGAAAUGGAUCAAGCUAAACCCAAAGGCGACUUGGAUGUUGUCUUUAAAAAAUAUUGUCGGAAAAGUCCCACGUUAAAAAGUUGCCUGAUGAACUUCACUGAUGCCUUGGAGCCAUGCCUGGAAGAGAAAGAACGUGAAAAUAAGAAAUUUGUUAAAAAUAUUACUGAAUCUCUAUUAAACUUUAUUUGCCACAAGGAAGGCGAUCGCAUUGCGUUAUUUAUCGCAGCUGGUGGGCCAGAAUGUUUUAGUAACAAAUCGCAAGCUGUUAAAACUUGUGUCAACAACACAUUUGGUAGUUACAUUUCCGCAGUGAUCAACGAAACUGGAGGCGUGCAUGCGCUUCAGAAUUUACCUUUACUGAUUCUGGGCAAAAAGGAAUGCAGUGACAUUGCCGAGAUGCAGAAGUGCAUUGUCAAAGAACUCGCAGAUUGCGCGGAUCCGACAACAGAAAAUAUCGUGGAUUCCCUAUUUAAUUUUGUAAGACAGGUAACACCCUGCAUGCAGUACGCAGAAAGUAAUGCCGCAAUCGGAAAUAACACUGUACGAGGCUCGGCAAAUAUUGCCGUUCUCAGUUUCUUAAUAAGUAUUGUUGCGGGUCUAAAUAUACGAUAUGUCUAAUAAGACAAUGCAUUGAUGAAAUACUACUAAAGAGACUCAUUUUUAGCACAAUUUUAGUGAUCUGUUUUGGAGUUCAUACUGAAUUUGAAACGUUGCUAACAUACUUACGUCAGUACAUCCGCGAGAUUACGUAGAAUUGUAUUAAAUCAUGUCUCUUUAGUAGCACACAAUGCAGGCAAUUCGACGUUUCACAAUUGUUUAUUCCCGUAAAGCCAAUAUUCUUUGCGAUUGUGACAAAAUUAAUGUCAAAUCCAAAUAUUGAUUACAAUAGACGUAAAACAGAAAAGUGCUGGAUACCAAAUACAUAAAAAGAAUGUUAUUCAAAUUAUAGAAUUUGGAUAUACAUAUUAACCAAAGGAGAGGUCACUAUGCAAACAAAAUCAAUGUAUUUGAAUAUUUCUACAUUACCAUAUUUCUUUCUGCCGUAACAAAUUUUAUAAAAUUAGGCUUCUAAAGUAAAAUAUCAAAAUAACCAAAUUACAUUCCUGUCAUUGAUCAUAGUAGAAUAAAUGUGAGUAUAAGGGACAGUGAUAUAAUAAAUAAAUGAUAACUGUUCUCUUUCAAAGAAAUGAGGAAAAGUGUAAUAUCACAAUGUAGAAUAAAUUGAGUAAGUAGGAAACAAUAUUGUCUCUCUGCAAAAAAAAGAUACAAAUCAUGUAGAUAAUACUAAAGGUGCUUGCUUGCUGGCUGGUACCAUAACUUAUUUUCUAUCUUGUUACAUACUGUUAAAGCUUUUUCUUUGCAUAUAACCAUCUGCAAUUUGAUGUGAUUGAAGUUUCAAACUUAACUCUUUUGAACUCUUAUAGGAUAGGAAAGUAAUUUUUCUGAUCCUUCAAAAAUCAAAUAUAAAAAAAAAUCGGCUUUUUUUAAUGGAUUCUUUGCAUAUGUAACACAUGGCCUUCAAGACGGUUGUCUUUCAGCCCUGUGAAGAUUAAGGAAAAAUGUUUAAUCACAGAUCAUGUAGAAAGAUUUGCAACAACUAUAUCACUAAAGUUAUCCAUCACUUUUUCCGUUUAUGCUUGAAAAACUUUUUGAAUUUACUAUGUUUAAAAAAACAACUGCAGAAUCUUGUUCAAGUAUCUUAUCUAUUCUUUGGUUGGCUUACUAUUGUUGUCUUCACAUGAUAUCAAUAAACAAUGUUAAUUUCACAUAUGGCUACCAGAAUGUUUAACAUAGUAUUUAUUACAGUCAAACUAAGAAAUCUAAUAAGAUACUGUACACAUGUAAAACGUCAUUGAUAAAUUCUGCCUAAUUUACACAAUAUGCUAAGAGGAUAUUUUGUCACCUAUACAAUUUCAAUGUAAUGCCAAAAGAAAGUAAAAUACAAGCGUUUUUAUAUAUAUCAGUUGAGGUGGAUGAUAUAAGUAAUCGACAAGAGAUAUAAGGAUACACUAGUGAUCAUGUUCUAACACUCGUUAAAUAUUCAUAUUUAUUACUUCAUAUUUGUUAUUUAUCCAAAGCCUAUUAAUAAAUUUUGUAAUCCAUGUUGUAAUAUUCAUUUGUGUUCUUUUUCAUUAAAAAUAGUGAACAUAAGUCAUUCAUUAAUAUUAUUGUUAAUAUAUUGUAUUUCGUUUCCAAGUAAAGCAUUUAGCAGCACGAUCUUGUCUAUUUUCACUAGCUAUAUGUCCUAGACAUUAUACAUUAUAAAGGAAUAUAUGUAUAUACUGAAUUCUAGAUCACAUGCAUGGGGACAAACGUUUCAUAUUUAUAAAAAAUUUUACCUCAUAGUAAAUAUAAUAUUACAAAAUAUUUAACAUAUAAAUCCAUAUCUUUAAAAGUAAGGUACUUAAAAUUAUUCAGAAUUAUUACAUACAGGCCAAAUAUCAAAUGCUGUUUUACAUUUACAAUAUAAAAUAUAUCAGAAUAAAACGUGAUAUAAAAUA
Messenger RNA from Cephus cinctus (wheat stem sawfly), 3124 nucleotides. Its product is annotated as 27 kDa hemolymph protein. The coding region runs from base 333 to 1241 and encodes 302 amino acids. The record is from RefSeq and is a predicted model, not a curated record. The transcript is spliced from 4 exons. NCBI's taxonomy places the organism in Eukaryota, Metazoa, Arthropoda, Insecta, Hymenoptera, Cephidae.